UGUGCACCCAUGGACGGCACCAAUGGAGCGACGAUGCUGUGCGGCCACAAGGGAAAGGUGGUGGUGGUGAUGGGCGCCACGGCCACCGGCAAGUCCAAGCUGGCAGUCGACCUUGCGCUGCGCUUCGGCGGGGAGGUCGUCAACUCCGACAAGAUCCAGGUCCACGACGGCCUCGGCGUCGUCACCAACAAGGUGACGGCGGCGGAGUCCCGGGGCGUGCCGCACCACCUCAUCGGCGGGGUGAGCCCCGACGCAAACUACACGGCUGCCGACUUCUGCCGCGACGCCAUCCGUGCCGUGGAGUCCGUCCACGCCAGGGGCCGCGUCCCCAUCGUCGCCGGCGGCUCCAACAGGUACCUCGAGGCGCUGCUGGACGGGGAGCCGACGUUCCGCCGGCGCUACGAGUGCUGCUUCCUCUGGGUGGACGCCGACAUGCCGGUGCUGGACCGUUACAUCCGCAGCCGCGUGGACUGCAUGCUGGAGCACGGGCUCGUCGACGAAGUACGGGGCUUCUUCAAGCCGGACGCGGACUACUCCAGGGGCAUCCGAAGGGCCAUCGGCGUGCCGGAGAUGGACACAUACUUCCGUCUGGAGGCCAUGGGGAAGCUGGACGGUGACGAUGAGCUGCGUGCGGGACUGCUAUCAGAAGCCGCCGCCGAGAUCAAGGCCAGCACGUGCAGGCUAGCGCGCCGGCAGCUGCGGAAGAUUCGCCGGCUCCGCGGUACCCCAGGUUGGAGCAUCCGCCGCCUGGACGCCACUGCGGCGCUCAUGUUGAAGAUCAGCGAGGCCAAGGACCCCGAAAUCGAGCGAGCCGCGUGGGAGGAGGACGUCGUGAGGCCUGCCGUGAGGGCAGUGGCCACCUUCCUGGGUGGCAAUGGUAACAGAGAAGGCCAUAGGGAGGACGUCGGCAAGGCUGGUUUGGUCGCGGCAGUGGCCAAAGAGGUGGCCAUGAUGCCGGGAGCUGAGUGGUGCGGUCUCCAGCUCGAGAAGGCUGUGGGUGUAGCCGGGCCGUGUGUUCCUUCGAAUGGAAGCAGCCGCGGUGGUUUGAGCAGUGACCCGUCUUGCUCUGACCAACGUCUAUUUGGACUAAUAAUUUCUUAAAAAAGAAUAGGAUUCUUGUACUAAUGUAAGAUAUGCUUAUAUAUGCA
Molecule: messenger RNA, 1148 nt
Organism: Panicum virgatum (switchgrass)
Lineage: Eukaryota; Viridiplantae; Streptophyta; Magnoliopsida; Poales; Poaceae
Product: adenylate isopentenyltransferase 3, chloroplastic-like
Exons: 1
Coding region: 10-1101 (363 amino acids)
Biological process (GO): cytokinin biosynthetic process; tRNA modification
Cellular component (GO): mitochondrion
Molecular function (GO): tRNA dimethylallyltransferase activity
Source: RefSeq, a predicted model, not a curated record